This is a messenger RNA of Habropoda laboriosa, 2030 nucleotides long. Its product is annotated as solute carrier family 23 member 1. Gene Ontology annotation, molecular function: transmembrane transporter activity. The transcript has 12 exons. Gene Ontology annotation, biological process: transmembrane transport. Gene Ontology annotation, cellular component: membrane. Lineage: Eukaryota; Metazoa; Arthropoda; Insecta; Hymenoptera; Apidae. The record is from RefSeq and is a predicted model, not a curated record.
GCUUAACGUGGAUGUUCUCUCGCGUGGUCGUGUCGAGAGGAACGAAGCUUCCACCGUAAUUUCCGUGGUUCCCGAAGGAUCGUUCGUGUCUCAUUGAUGACGCUGGAUCACCGGAUACAGGAUACACUCUAAAGGCAGUCGAAAUAUUCGAUACUGUGUUCGCGCGUGGCGCGAGUCCAAAAUGCCUGAAAACGGGAUGCAGAUGACGGAGGUGAACGUGGAAAAUGCAACCUUCACGCCUCCGGAUACGAAAACUCCUGGCGGCCACAGGAACACGGAUCUCACUUAUGGCAUCGACGACGUUCCACCGUGGUACCUCUGUUUAUUCAUGGCUUUACAGCACUAUUUGACCAUGAUAGGCGCGAUCGUCUCCAUUCCUUUCAUCCUAACGCCAGCACUGUGCAUGGCCGAGGAUGAUCCAUCCAGGAGCUACAUAAUCUCCACUAUGAUCUUCGUCACAGGACUCGUCACCUUCUUUCAGACCACAGUAGGAUGCAGAUUGCCACUGGUUCAAGGAGGAACUAUAUCAUUUUUGGUCCCAACAUUGGCGAUAUUAAGUUUGCCACAAUGGAAGUGUCCAGCGCCGGAAGUUAUGAACGAAAUGUCUCCGGAGAAUCGCACGGAACUGUGGCAAGUCAGGAUGAGGGAACUUUCAGGAGCCAUCGCUGUGUCUGCUUUGUUCCAAGUGGUUAUUGGAUUCGGGGGUAUCAUUGGAUAUUUGCUGAAAUAUAUCACACCGUUAACUAUAGUGCCAACUGUCUCGCUUGUUGGAAUAUCCCUCUUUGAAAAUGCAGCUGACGCGGCUUCUCAACACUGGGGAAUUGCAGUUGGAACAAUAUUGAUGUUAACAUUGUACUCUCAAAUACUCGUUAACGUACCAUUCCCGAUACUGAUGUAUCGCAAAGGCCAAGGAAUAAAGCUCGUGUGGUUCGAAUUAUUCAAAUUGUUCCCGGUAUUGCUAACGAUAAUAGUCAUGUGGAUAAUCUGCACGAUUUUAACUGUGACCGAUACUCUACCAGUUGGUCAUCCAGCUAGAGCAGACAGUAAAUUGAAGAUCAUCUACGAUUCUCCGUGGUUCAGGGUACCUUAUCCUGGCCAAUGGGGUACGCCAACUGUUUCUUUGUCCGGUGUGCUUGGAAUGUUAGCAGGUGUAUUAGCAUGCACAGUGGAAUCUAUCAGUUAUUAUCCAACAACGUCCAGAAUGUGCGGCGCUCCUCCGCCUCCAGUUCACGCGAUUAAUCGAGGAAUCGGUAUAGAGGGACUUGGUACGAUGCUGGCUGGCCUUUGGGGCAGCGGAAAUGGAACGAACACUUUUGGAGAGAAUGUGGGAACCAUAGGCGUUACCAAAGUCGGCAGUCGUAGGGUGAUACAGUGGGCUUGUGCUCUGAUGAUACUUCAGGGAUUGAUUAGCAAAUUUGGCGCAGUCUUCAUCAUCAUCCCCGAGCCGAUAUAUUAAAAUAUAUCUGAAAUUCUAAAAGAAAAAGAAAUGAAAAUAAUGAAAAGAAUUCAGAAGAUAACAUUUUUUUUUUUAGGUCUCUCCGCGUUGCAGUAUAUAAAUUUAAAUUCGGCGAGAAAUUUGUAUAUUCUUGGAUUCUCUAUUUUCUUCCCACUGGUUUUGUCAAAGUGGAUGAUCAAUCACACAGGCGUGAUACAGACUGGAAAUGAUAUAGUCGACGGUGUGAUUACCGUGUUACUUAGCACGACUAUUUUAGUGGGGGGUGUGGUUGGGUGUGUGUUAGAUAAUAUUAUACCCGGUACACCUGAGGAUCGUGGACUAAUUGCGUGGUCGAAGGAAAUGGAACUAGAUACUGGUGGUGAUGAGAAAGAGGAUCAAGAAUAUAUACCUAAUACGUUCGAUUUUCCGUUCGGUAUGAAAGUUUUACGAAGAUGGAAAUGGACAUACUACGUACCAUUUUUACCGACUUAUAAGCCUGGAAUUUACUCGUGUGGACAGAAAAAACAAUGAGUACCACUCUGGUUUUACAUUACUUGUUAAUGUAUUGCUAAUCAUAUCGAGGAAACUUGCAAAG